Messenger RNA from Oldenlandia corymbosa var. corymbosa, 513 nucleotides. The record is from the annotation of a GenBank genome assembly. Lineage: Eukaryota; Viridiplantae; Streptophyta; Magnoliopsida; Gentianales; Rubiaceae.
AUGGGGCAAGUUCAGAGCCAACAAACAGUGGAGGAGAAGAGGGACACAGAGGACACCACCCAGCCCCGACCACCAUCAUCCGAUACGACCAAUCAGGAUUCUUCUCUUGACUCCCUCAUUGAAGAAGCUGCGGCAUUUGGUGAAGAGGAUGAGGAUUUGUCUCUGGAGGAAAAAGCAAAGAGAGCACUGGAAUGCCCUUGCAUUGCUCAUUUGAGAAGUGGCCCUUGCGGUUCUCAGUUCUCUGAUGCUUUCCUUUGUUUCCUCAAGAGCACUGCUCCAGAGAAGGGCUCCGACUGUGUGCAGCCUUUUGUGGCAUUGCAGAAUUGCAUAAAAGCAAACCCAAGCGCUUUCUCAAAGGACAUUUUAGCUGACAGCGAAACCAAGAGAGAUGAUGAAGAUAUCAACAAAGAGGAUGUGGAAAUCGAGAGAGAGGAAAAACCAGCUAAACAAUACAAAAUCCGGCCUCCCCUUUGGUCUGUGGAAUCCAAGGGGAAACAAAAACCCAAGUUAUAG